This is a messenger RNA of Pleurotus ostreatus (oyster mushroom), 1233 nucleotides long. RefSeq names its product erg10, acetyl-CoA C-acetyltransferase (gene ERG10). NCBI's taxonomy places the organism in Eukaryota, Fungi, Basidiomycota, Agaricomycetes, Agaricales, Pleurotaceae. Gene Ontology annotation, molecular function: acetyl-CoA C-acetyltransferase activity. The transcript is spliced from 6 exons. The record is from RefSeq and is a predicted model, not a curated record. Gene Ontology annotation, biological process: fatty acid beta-oxidation. The coding region runs from base 1 to 1233 and encodes 410 amino acids.
AUGUUUCCAGCGCGUCUUCUUCCUCGCUCCUCCCCUCGUUCCUUCAUCUCCCUUGUUGCUCGCAAAAUGUCCACUGAAGCUGUUAUUGUUGCUGCCUCGCGUACGGCUGUCGGCUCGCUUAACGGAGCCUUGAAGUCGUUCACUGCCCCUCAGCUCGGUGCCGUAGCACUCAAGCAUGCCUUCGAAACAUCAGGCGUCGACCCCGCUGUUGCCGAGGAGAUCUACUUUGGAAACGUUGUCCAAGCUGGUGUUGGUCAAUCCCCCGCUCGCCAGGUCGCUCUCGCUUCCGGCAUGAAGACAAGUUCCGAUGCCACCACGAUAAACAAGGUCUGCGCUAGCGGAAUGAAGUCCAUCAUACUGGCUGCUCAGAGCAUCCGUGCCGGUGACCGCAGUGUCGUUGUCGCCGGAGGAAUGGAGAGUAUGAGCAAUGCUCCCUUCCUGCUUCCCCGGCAGAACCCCCUCUUUGGCAAGUUUGAGGUUAGAGACUCGGUGGAGAACGACGGUCUCUGGGAUGUCUACAACAACUUCGCCAUGGGCAACUGUGGCGAGUCAGCUGGCGAGAAGUUCGGGAUCACCCGUGAAUCACAGGACGCGCAUGCCAUUGAGUCGUACAAGCGAGCGGAACGUGCAUGGAAGGCAGGCGUGUUCGAUGCUGAGAUCGCACCGAUAACGAUCAAGGGCAAGAAGGGUGAUACCAUCUUCAAGGAGGAUGAGGAAUACAAGCGUGUCAUCUACGAGAAGGUGCCGUCGCUCAAGUCGGCCUUCAAGCAGGGUGGAUCCAUCACCGCUGCCAACUCUUCCAACCUCAACGAUGGUGCCUCUGCUCUCAUCCUCAUGUCUGCUGAAAAGGCGAAGGAACUCGGCAUAAAGCCCCUCGCUAAAGUCAUCUCAUAUGCCGAUGCUGGUGUCGAACCCAUCGAUUUCCCUGUCGCUCCCACAGUUGCCCUCCCCAUCGCCCUCCAAAAAGCCAACCUCACAGUCGACGACAUCUCACUAUUUGAGAUCAACGAGGCUUUCUCGGUAGUCGUUCGCAUUGCUGAGAAGGUUCUCGGCGUUGAUCCAGCGAAGGUGAACGUUAACGGUGGCGCUGUCGCUCUCGGCCAUGCCAUCGGCAACUCAGGAUCCCGUAUCAUCGUCUCUCUUGUCCACGCCUUGAAGUCCGGCGAGUACGGCGCUGCAGGUAUCUGCAAUGGGGGUGGCGCUGCAUCGGCGCUGGUUAUUCAGAAGUUGUAA